AAUGACCAUCAAUAAAGGAUAAAUUCUGGGCUGCCUGGGUAUGCGACAAUGAGCAGCAAAUGCAAGGACUUUUAAGGAUAUUGAAGAACACGGGGAAAUGCUCACAAAAUCAUAUUAAAUUAAAAAGCAGACCAUAAAACUGUAUGUACAGUAUGAUCAGAAGUCUCUAAGAAAAAAACCUGCACUUAGUUUAUUUUUUAAUCUGUAAGGGAGAGUUAAUGGGUAGCGGUGCGAUGACUGGUGAUUUAAAUGCCCCCGAUUUGGUCUUGUAGCCCUCAAACACUGCGUAAAGAACAGAUACAGUGUUUAUAAUGAGGGAAAAUACUAAGUCUUUGCUAAAGCUCACGUUUCUCGAAUUUAACUGGGCUCUCUCGCCCCUCUCCGCCGGCUCUCGGCCCAGGAGUCCCAGGCCUCGCCUGCCCCGCGAAGUUGGGGGGCUGUCCCGCCCACGCCCGGACCCAGCUCCUUCCGCUCGGCCCUCUCGCCUCUCCCCGCCUUUCCCCUUCUCCGGUCUCGAAAAACGUCACUUUUCUGGACCAUCCGUGGUCUUUCCUCCCUCGCUGUUUUUCUAACCUGAAAAGGCAGGCGCGGAGGGCUGGUGGCUCGGCUCGCGGCGCCAGCGCGCCCCCGCUCGGUCGGCCUCCCGACACGCGCCCGCCCCGCCCCGCCCCGCCCGCUUCCGCCUUUCGGCCCCGGACUCUGCCCCGCGAACGUGUCUCCUGGACGCUAUGGCUCCGCUCCGCUUCUCGGCCAACGUGUCGUGGCUGUUCCCCGAGCUCCCCGGCCUCCCCGCGCGGCUCCGGGCGGCGGGCAGCUCGGGCUUCGAGGCCGCCGAGGUCGCCUGGCCGUACUCGGAGUCGCCCGAGGCGCUGGCGCGCGCGGCGCGGGAAGCGGGCCUGCGGCUGGUGCUGAUCAACACGCCCCCCGGGGACCGAGAGAAAGGGGAGAUGGGGCUGGGGGCCGUUCCCGGGAGGCAAGCGGCCUUCCGAGAGGGGCUGGAGCAGGCGGUGCUGUACGCCAAGGCUCUGGGCUGUCCCAGGGUCUUGAUGGAAGGAGCACUGGAGGCGAGGAUGCAGCGCAGAGAGACCAGGGAAGGCUUCGUUUGCUCAGCGGAAUUCCUAAGGAUUCACCUGAUGGCUGGCCGAGUACCCCAGGGUGCUGACCGAGCAGCAGUCAGGAGUGAAAUGGAGACAGUUUUUCUGGAGAACCUGAGGCACGCGGCUGGGGUUUUGGCUCAGGAGAGCCUCGUGGGACUGCUGGAGCCCAUCAAUACCCGCAGCACUGACCCUCAGUACUUCCUGGACACGCCCCAGCAGGCGGCAGCCAUCUUACAGAAGGUCGGAAGACCCAACCUCCAGUUACAGAUGGACAUAUUCCACUGGCAGAUCAUGGAUGGCAACCUGACAGGAAACAUCCGGGAGUUCCUACCCCUUGUUGGGCACGUGCAGGUGGCACAGGUCCCGGGCCGGGGGGAACCUGACAGCCCUGGAGAGCUGAACUUCCCCUAUCUAUUCCAACUGCUGGAGGAUGAAGGCUACAAGGGCUUUGUGGGCUGCGAGUACCAGCCUCAAGAUGCCAUGGCCUCCCUCUCUCCUCAGGAGACACAGCAGAGGGCCUGAACUGGCUUCGUUCCUACUGGGAUAGGCGGGGCCGCCCACAGGCUGGCCAGUGAGGUCCGGCCCGGCACCCACCUGCCUCUGUGGGACAGUGCACCAAGCAUCCCAAAUCUCCUGAAUUAAAAGACCACCUGCUGAACGUU
Messenger RNA from Leopardus geoffroyi (Geoffroy's cat), 1759 nucleotides. It is a transcript of the gene HYI, whose product is annotated as hydroxypyruvate isomerase (putative). Gene Ontology annotation, molecular function: hydroxypyruvate isomerase activity. Gene Ontology annotation, biological process: glyoxylate metabolic process. NCBI's taxonomy places the organism in Eukaryota, Metazoa, Chordata, Mammalia, Carnivora, Felidae. The transcript has 9 exons. Bases 729 to 1619 code for a protein of 296 amino acids. The record is from RefSeq and is a predicted model, not a curated record.